AUGUUUGCCAACUCACUGACUAUCAUCUGGACUCUCCUUGUCACAAGUGUCUGGACCAGUACCGCUGCCCACCCCGUUAUUGAACUGACCUCAGAGUCCAUCUCUAAGGUACAUACGGGACUCUGGCUGGUGAAGGUAUUUUAUGCCCCCUGGUGCUCGUUUUGUCGCCAGUUGGAACCCGUCUAUCAAGAGGCUGCCCUGACUCUGUCGCGUAUCUUGCCGGAAGUCCAUGUUGCCCGGAUCGAUGUUCCUGCCAAUCCUACGGUCUCCACAGACUUCAGCAUCAGAGGCUACCCUACCAUAAUUUUGUGA
Molecule: messenger RNA, 312 nt
Organism: Dibothriocephalus latus
Lineage: Eukaryota; Metazoa; Platyhelminthes; Cestoda; Diphyllobothriidea; Diphyllobothriidae
Source: the annotation of a GenBank genome assembly